ACGAGCUGCAUAAACGCUUUCGCCUGGCAUCGACCCUGUGGCCCCCGUUCCCUUUGGAGAAAACUCCGAACAGAGCAAAAGUUGGACGAAUUCGUCAUUCGAUUUUAUCCGAGGAGAAAAUCGUGUUUUAAAAGUUUCAAGCGGAAGCAAAAACGCUUAUAUUUUGUCGCGGAAGUGCUGCGCAUUGCGCGUGUGAUAUUUACACCACCCGGAACUGGUUGGUAGUGGCCAGAAAUCGCAGUGGAAGUCGGUUCAGCUUAGGACUGCAAUUUCUCCCUCUGCAGCAUAGUAGUGCGUGGAGUGUUGGAAGAAAGAAGAUUAGGACAGCUGACAAGAAGAAGCUCAAGUGAAGCGAGGACAAAAAAAACUUGUCUGUGGUGUAAUCUAAGCCGCGUAAUUUGCUUUUAAUAUAAAUCAGCUGAACACCCGUGAAGUGAGUGAGAUCGUGCCUUAAAAGGCACUUUUGAAGACUGUUUAAAGUUUUACGAAUCGAGAAAACUAGCCUAUCAAAUUAUUGACCCUAGCCUAGCAGAAAGGAAGACAAAACCCAUUCGAACGCUGGUAGUAAUAUGAGUAAUGCUAUUAACCAAAAUGGUACAGGUCUAGAGCAGCAGUUUGCUGGUCUGGACUUGCAGCAGCAGCAGCAGCUGAGCAAGCAAGAUUCUGGAAAUUUUAAAUCUUCGGCUGCCCGUUACGUUCCACCCCAGCUGAGAAGCGGCCGUGGCAGUGGAGGAGGUGGUGGUAGCGGUAGCGGCUCCGAGAGUGACCCGUGGCCCAAUAAUCGCGGAGGUGGCCGUGGAGGCUACGAUCGUGGUGGUCGUGGAGACGAUUUUUCUGGAGGCUCGUCAAGAUAUUCGGAUCGCGAUCGUGGAGAUUCCUAUAAUAACCGAGGUGGAGAUUUUAAUCGUCGAGGAGGAGGAGGAGGUGGAAGGUUCCAAAACGAUCGCAGGGAUAAUUACAACCGCGGCGGCGGUUUCAACAAUCGUAGCGGCGGAGGCCCUGAACAGCAGCCUCCACCAACAUUUGAGCAAAAUGGCGAAGAACCUCGUGACGGUCAACCUGUCGAUCGUACUGAACAUAGAGGUGGGGGUAACUGGAAUAACGGUUCUCGUGGCGGUCGCGGGGGAGAUUAUCAUGAUAAGCCAGUGGAUAGUCGUCCACCACAGAAUGACCGUUGGCAAGAGCCACCCUCUAACGGAGGAUCGAUGGACAUUAAAGAAGGAGUAUACAAUUCCGGAGGUGGAGCCGGUGGUUACGGAGGCAAUCGUGGCGGAAAAGAAGGAGGUAUGGGAGGACGCUGGAACGAGCGCGGAAGAGGAGAUAUCGAUUACACGCAGCUCACCGUUCGCGACGAACGCCUGGAAGCCGAGCUCUUCAAACACGGUAAUACCGGUAUCAAUUUCAGCAAGUACGAAGAUAUUCCCGUGGAGGCGACGGGAGACGAAGUUCCGCCGCACAUCUCGACUUUCCUUGAUAUCGAGCUGACAGAGAUUAUAGAUAACAACAUAAAAUUAGCGCAUUACGAUGUACCGACACCGGUUCAAAAGUAUGCCAUCCCAAUUAUUAUGAGCGGACGCGAUUUAAUGGCAUGUGCCCAAACUGGUUCCGGCAAAACAGCCGCCUUUUUAGUACCGAUUCUCAAUCAAAUGUACAAGCACGGAGUUAGCCCGCCACCACAAAAUCGUCCUUUUAAUCGUCGUAAACAGUAUCCACUUGGUUUGGUAUUGGCCCCAACUCGCGAAUUGGCCACCCAAAUUUUUGAAGAGUCUAAAAAGUUCUGCUACCGUUCUCGUAUGCGUCCAGCCGUUCUAUAUGGCGGUAACAAUACCCAAGAGCAAAUGCGUGAACUGGACCGCGGUUGCCAUUUGAUUGUGGCUACUCCCGGACGUUUAGAAGAUAUGAUUAUGCGGGGCAAAGUAGGAUUGGAUAAUAUUCGUUUCCUUGUACUAGACGAGGCCGAUCGUAUGCUGGACAUGGGAUUCGAGCCACAAAUUCGUCGAAUUGUAGAAGACAGCAAGAUGCCUGCAACUGGAGAGCGCCAAACUCUUAUGUUCUCCGCUACGUUUCCGAAGGCAAUCCAGGAGCUUGCUAGUGAUUUCCUUCACAAUUAUAUUUUCUUAGCUGUUGGUCGUGUCGGAUCUACAUCGGUCAAUAUCACCCAAUCGAUCUUCUGGGUGGAUGAAAAUGACAAGCGUUCGCAUCUGUUAGAUCUACUGUCGAACAUCAAAGCUCAUAACGAGGGUGAUGAAAAAGACUGUUUGACGCUCAUUUUCGUCGAAACGAAAAAAUCGGCAGAUUCAUUGGAGGAUUUCUUGUACAACUACAAUCAUCCGGUCACUAGCAUUCACGGUGAUCGUACCCAGAAGGAACGAGAGGAAGCUCUAAAAUGCUUCCGUUCUGGACGUUGCCCGGUUUUGGUCGCUACUGCUGUUGCCGCUCGUGGUUUGGACAUACCGAAUGUGAAGCAUGUUAUCAACUUCGAUCUGCCGGCAGAAGUCGAAGAAUACGUGCACCGCAUCGGUCGAACUGGUCGUAUGGGAAAUCUUGGAACAGCAACCAGCUUUUUCAACGAGAAGAACCGCAACGUAGCAAAUGGACUAGUUCGAUUGUUACAGGAAACACAGCAGGAAAUUCCGUCAUUUUUGGAAGAUAUGACCACCGAUCGUUCUUGGGGUAGCCGAGGUCGUGGGGGCGGACGUAACCAACGCUACGGUGGAACAACAUCCACCUUCGGCUCCCGGGAUUAUCGUCAACAAAAUAAUUCUCGCAACAAUAACCGUGAUCAGCGCAGCGGCGGAGGCAGCGGUGGCCGCGGCAAUUACGGUGGAGGAAACUACGGCCGUGACGAUGGAGGCUACUUCCGUAACGGGGGCAGCAGUGGAAGCGGCGGUGGUGGUGGUGGUAGCUAUGGUGGAAGCUAUGGUGGAAGCUACAACAAUAACAGCAACUCCGGCCACGAUUGGUGGAACGAGUAAGCGAUCAGGUUCCACGCAAAGGAACCCGCCUGCAGAACAUUUCCAGACUAUCUAUGGAAACUUUGAAAGAGAUGCACAUUACACGAAACCAAUCAACACAGCUAUGAAGCAAGCAAAAGAAAAAUAAUAGUUUUGUUUAUAUGAGAAUAGAUGAAUAUAUCUAAACGGCAAAUAAUUUCAUCAGAAAUAAUUAAAGUACCGUUCCGUAACUUUUAACAUUCAAUACAAUGAAAAACAAAGGGUUUAAACAAUCGUAAAAAUCUUUGUUAAAUACCAGAAACUUAGCAAAAUUCCUAAUUUAUCAAAUUAUAUGCAUUUUAAAACACCUUGCAGGCCCGCUUAGGAAUUCAGAAUAAUGAAUAAAUAUAAAACAGUGAAUUUAAUAGCCACCUCUAAACUCACAUGGAUAUACCCAGCAGAAGAAAGAAACAUAAUCAUAUAAGUGAAGAGAACACAACAGUAAAAAAAAAAUCGUGAACUAUGUCUAUCAAAAAUCGACCUGAAAGGAAACUUUCGUGGAUAUUCUGCCGAUCGCUUCUUUCUACACCGGUUAGCCGCAGUCAACAGGCCCAGUCAGCAGUGACACGUUUUGGAAGCAGAAGAACUAUAUCGCGGUGAUAUACAAUUUGAUGUACUAGUAAACACAAGAAGUGAUAGCGCAGAUUGGAAAGGACUGUUUUGAAUCGUCAAACGUAGCAAUCGCAACCAAUGUGAAAAGAUGAAUUUUAAACAAGUGAUAAGACAGACAAACAAAAAGCAUACAAAAAAUUGCACUUUCUCAAUAUGUACUAAGUUCCGUACAGAAACCAACAACCGAUUGUGACAAAUUAUCUUCAAUAAUAGCAGCAACAGAACAUACAACAAUAGAUAAUUCGAUGCAAAACGGAA
Wyeomyia smithii (pitcher-plant mosquito) is the source of this 3863-nucleotide messenger RNA. RefSeq names its product ATP-dependent RNA helicase bel (gene bel). Lineage: Eukaryota; Metazoa; Arthropoda; Insecta; Diptera; Culicidae. Gene Ontology annotation, cellular component: P granule; nucleus. The transcript is spliced from 3 exons. The coding region runs from base 570 to 2975 and encodes 801 amino acids. Gene Ontology annotation, molecular function: RNA helicase activity; ATP binding; RNA binding. Gene Ontology annotation, biological process: gamete generation; cell differentiation. The record is from RefSeq and is a predicted model, not a curated record.